Molecule: messenger RNA, 1541 nt
Organism: Meloidogyne enterolobii
Lineage: Eukaryota; Metazoa; Nematoda; Chromadorea; Rhabditida; Meloidogynidae
Source: the annotation of a GenBank genome assembly
AUGCAAUUUGAUUUCCGCGACAGCAAAUUUUCUGAAAUUAUUAACCAUCCAUCUUACAAAAAAUGUGAACUUGGAGAUAUCAUUUCUGAAGCAGCGGAAGGCACAGGAUUGGCUUUUGUUGUGUUUACCGAAGCAAUUAGUCAAUUUCCGUUUCCACCUUUUUGGGCUAUUUUGUUCUUUUUGAUGCUUAUGAUGCUUGGUCUAGGCUCUAUGUUCGGCACAUUAGAAGGAGUGAUUACCUCACUUAAUGAUGCUAAGAUGAUUAAACUUAGCCAACCUAUGCUUUCCUUAUUAAUUUGUGCAUCUUCCUGUCUUAUUGGACUUGUGUUUACUACACAAGCUGGACAAUAUUGGGUAUCAAUGUUCGAUCACUUUGCCGGAACUUAUGCAUUAAUGUGUGUUGCCUUUUUUGAAGUAGUUGCUGUAAUUUAUGUUUAUGGAUGUGAUAAUUUUGUAAGAGAUCUUCAAUAUAUGUGUGAUGAACAAAUUGGGAAUUUUUGGGUAUUUGAAGGGGAAUUUAAUUCAAAAAUAAUUAUUUUUUCUUCUAAGAAAAUUACUUGGCGUUUUAUUUCCCCAGUUAUUAUGUUUGUUAUUUUUGUUGCUUCAAUUUUCAAGUCAUUCACUAAAGUGCCUGAAUAUUCUGCUUAUGAUGCCUCUACGACUCAUCAAAAUUUAGAGCCUUAUCCAACCUGGGCUCUUUUUAUUGCUUUUGGCCUUGUUGUAAUUGCAAUGGCCCCUGUACCUUUUAUUUGGUUUGUCAGGAAAUUUAGAAUUUGGAGUGUGGAAGCUGACAUACCUGUGGCCUCAAAAUGUCUUGGAGCAACAGCUUCAACUACUUAUAUGCUUAGAAGCGAAAUGUCGUUUAAUCGAAUUUUAGAAUCUGCCAAUGCAGCUGAGCUUAGAAAUAUUGGGAAGAAUGGGCGUAAUAUGGGAAGGAAUGGUCAUAUUGGUGGCGGUUCAGCCCCUGUUUCAAGCAAACACAAACAUCAAACCCAUGAUUUUGAUUAUCAUCAAUUACCCUAUAAUAACCAACACCAUACAUGGCACAGUGGAAAUGCCCCUCCUAAACAUAAAUAUGCUCAAAGUCAAAUGCAAAAGGCAAAAAAUUUUUAAAUUUUUAUUUAAAAAAUAGGGGAGAAAUGCUUCAAAAUUAAUUUUAACUUUAUUAAUUUUGAACCUAAAAAAAUUUCUUUUUCCACCUAUUUUGUAGCCCUGUUUCUCCUCUAUUUUUUACUUUUUAAAUUAAAUUUUUAUCUUUACUUUAAAAAAAGUUAUAGCGAUUUAACUGACCCCUAUCUCUUUCAGAAAGGCUCAGAUACAGAUUUACCUUCAGCUACAAAAUCUGUUGAUACAACAAAUAAAAAAAGAAAAGGAAAUGGAAAUUCUACAGGAAAUAGUUUAAGUAACAGUAUCAAUAAAGCAAAAAAAGCGUUUUUAGCUGAUGGUUUCGUUCCCCGUUCAAAUACUUUAAGUGCUCAACAUUCUAUGGAUUUGGAAAAACAACAGCAAAGUUGGACGCGUAAUCGACACAAAUCUUUUGA